Messenger RNA from Capsella rubella, 2265 nucleotides. Its product is annotated as DEAD-box ATP-dependent RNA helicase 53, mitochondrial. Gene Ontology annotation, molecular function: RNA helicase activity; nucleic acid binding; ATP binding. The transcript has 7 exons. The coding region runs from base 117 to 2027 and encodes 636 amino acids. NCBI's taxonomy places the organism in Eukaryota, Viridiplantae, Streptophyta, Magnoliopsida, Brassicales, Brassicaceae. The record is from RefSeq and is a predicted model, not a curated record.
CCCACUGUUCUUGCUGAAGAGAACUAAAACCUUUGUGUCUUCUUCUUUAACGAAUCCCUAAUUCUCAAAUCUUGGGGUUUUACAUUUUUCCUUAACAGGAAACACCUGAAUUCGAAAUGAUCGCUACAGUACUUCGUAGAUCACUCCUUGAUGCAUCAAGGAGGACUCUUUCUGCAUCGCUGACUUCAAUUAACGCUGUUUCAUUUCACGGCUUUGCACCAGCCGCCACCGGAGUCUCCGAUCUAGCUACAAUUGGAUCUUCCGAUGUCAAGCCUGGGUUUUCGUUUGGUGUUAAAGGAAAGGGGUUUCAUUUUCAAUCUGGACCGUCGGAGUUCAGAGCGUCGAUGGUUUCUUCUGGUGGGUUUGCGAUCUCUGAGAGUAGUAGCGAGAGAGUGAUUGGGGAUUCGGAGAGUGAUGGGCUUGCGAUAUCUGAGCUUGGGAUAUCUCCGGAGAUUGUUAAAGCUUUGAGUAGUAAGGGUAUUGAGAAACUCUUUCCUAUACAGAAAGCUGUGCUGGAGCCAGCGAUGCAGGGUCGUGAUAUGAUCGGUCGUGCUAGGACUGGAACAGGAAAGACCCUUGCUUUUGGGAUUCCAAUCAUUGACAAAAUCAUCAAAUAUAACGCUAAACAUGGACGAGGGAGGAAUCCGCUUUGCUUGGUAUUGGCACCGACAAGGGAGCUUGCUCGCCAGGUUGAGAAGGAGUUUAGGGAAUCUGCUCCAAGCUUGGAUACUAUAUGUCUCUAUGGAGGUACACCGAUUGGACAGCAAAUGAGGCAGCUUGACUAUGGUGUUGAUGUGGCAGUUGGAACUCCUGGUCGUGUCAUUGAUCUGAUGAAAAGGGGAGCUUUGAAUCUAUCAGAAGUUCAGUUUGUGGUUUUGGAUGAAGCUGAUCAGAUGCUUCAAGUUGGGUUUGCUGAGGAUGUCGAAAUAAUUUUGGAAAAGUUGCCAGAGAAACGUCAGAGCAUGAUGUUUUCUGCAACAAUGCCCAGUUGGAUCAGAUCCCUCACCAAGAAGUACCUGAAUGAUCCUUUGACGAUUGAUCUUGUUGGAGAUUCUGAUCAGAAACUUGCAGAUGGAAUUACAACAUAUUCUAUCAUAGCAGAUUCUUAUGGAAGAGCAUCUGUUAUUGGUCCUCUUGUAACGGAGCAUGCGAAAGGAGGAAAAUGCAUUGUCUUUACCCAAACAAAACGGGAUGCUGAUCGCCUCUCAUAUGCAUUGGCGAGAAGCUUUAAAUGCGAAGCUUUACACGGUGAUAUAUCCCAGAGUCAGAGGGAAAGAACGCUUGCUGGUUUCCGAGAUGGACAUUUUAAUAUCCUUGUCGCGACUGAUGUUGCUGCCCGUGGACUUGAUGUACCUAAUGUCGAUUUAGUAAUUCAUUAUGAGCUCCCUAAUAACACAGAGACAUUUGUUCAUCGAACGGGACGAACAGGUCGUGCAGGAAAGAAAGGAAGUGCUAUUCUCAUCUACAGUCAAGAUCAAUCCAGGGCAGUAAAAAUAAUCGAGAGAGAAGUUGGAAGCCGAUUCACCGAGCUCCCUAGCAUUGCUGUGGAGCGUGGUAGUGGAAGCAUGUUUGAAGGAAUCGGUGCUCGAUCCGGUGGGUCCUUUGGAGGAGGCAUGAGGGAUCGUGGUUCAAGCUUUGGUGGUCGUUCCGGUGGUGGUGGCUAUGGUGGUCGAUCAGGUGGUGGUGGGUAUGGUGGCAGCAGUGGUGGCUAUGGUGGAAGCAGCGGCGGUUAUGGUGGAAGCAGUGGGGGUUAUGGUGGAAGCAGUGGCCGUUCUGGCAACCGUUAUUCUGGUGAUUCUGACCGUUCUGGUUUUGGGAGCUUUGGUAUGCGUUCUCCUGGGGAAUUCGAUGCAGAUCGUUCUUCUCAGUCAGGUGGAAGAAGCAGCUUUGGUGGUGGUCGUUCAGGCGGAUCAUCAAGCAACCGCUCACCUGGUUUUGGGGACUUUGGCUCGGAUCGUUCUUCUCAGUCAGGCGGAAGGAGUAGCUUUGGUGGGUUUGGGUCAAACGAUGGGAAACGAUCUUACUGAGAAGUGUUUUUGACCCGACCCUGCAAUAAUUGGUUGACCCUAGGAGAAGGAUUCGGUGACUGAGUAGAGUAGUUGCUACGGGAUACAAAGGAGUCGAGUUAUAUAUAUGUAAUUGUGAAGCUAUGUAAAACAAACAUAAAACUUUUUUGAAGUUAUGUCAUAUAUGGUAUGACCUUUUUCAUUGUUUGUUGUUUCUAUUGAUUGAAAUGUCAUGUUUUAAUGAUAUGUAUUUUCUAGU